This is a messenger RNA of Ustilago hordei, 792 nucleotides long. Its product is annotated as related to CGI121 - component of the EKC/KEOPS complex. The transcript is spliced from 2 exons. Bases 1 to 792 code for a protein of 263 amino acids. Gene Ontology annotation, biological process: tRNA threonylcarbamoyladenosine modification; telomere maintenance via recombination. Gene Ontology annotation, cellular component: EKC/KEOPS complex; cytosol; nucleus. The record is from RefSeq and is a predicted model, not a curated record. NCBI's taxonomy places the organism in Eukaryota, Fungi, Basidiomycota, Ustilaginomycetes, Ustilaginales, Ustilaginaceae.
AUGGAAUCGAUCUCCCUAACCCGCACCCUCCCUCCUCCACUACAACAAGUCCAUCUAGCUCAUUUCUCCAAUCUCGAUCCCGCUUCUCAAUCCUCCUCUAUCAUCCGUCGCAUUAUAUCCGCAUCCCAACUGCCCACAUCCACCUCUAGCGGUGCUACACAAUCCGAAGUUGAAGCAGCAGAUCUCGAACGCUCCAAACUAGACUUUGCCUUUCUCGACCCCACAAAACUCUGCUCUAAACAACACGUCCUCAGCGCAGUCACUCAAGCAGCGAUAGUAUGUGCUAGAAGUUACGAUGCCGAAAGCGGCAAGUUCAAGGCGGGAGAAGCAAGUGCAGGCGGAAUGAAGAGUAAGACGCCGCAUUCGGAGCUCAUUUAUAUGCUUAAUCCUGGUAAUAAUGUUGGAGAGUCGUUGAAACGAUUCGGUCUGUCGCCGAAGUCAAGCUCUUUGCUCCUCGUCAAGUUUUCAUCCUCCUCGGCGGACAAAGAGGAAAUCUUAAAGCGCAUGCUGGACGUCGUUUCGCCAGCAAACCUCACAACACCACCAGAGAACACACAGGUGGAUAUCGAUCAGCCUAUUCGUUUCGGCCGCUACCUUCCCGCAUCAGAUAGACAGGAAAAGGGGAUAGAGGAAGUGACAGAUUGGAAAGACCUCAACAAGAUCUACAAGCUUCAAAUACCUACCAACCUACUCAACGAUGCAAAAGCUAAGAGGGAUAAGGGAGAGAGAUGGCAAGGCCUGUACGAAGAAAUUGUCUGUACUAGUGUUGCGAUGAAACUCGUUGCUGCGUAA